AUGUCAACAGAUGCGUGGUCCUCGAAGGGCCAAGCGGCACCGGCAUGAUCGAACAGCAGCCUUCAGUCGAUCACUGAAGCCUUCCACACCAUCUUGGAAGGAGGGAAAGUCCCUGCUGUCGUGAACAAGCAAUUGUGACUCGCUCUGGAACACUCCACUGCACAAGCUCACUGGUCGAGUCACUCCAUCCUUGGUCAGUGGCCGACCGCUUGUGCGAUAAGCUGGCUCCAGCGUCCGCCUGUUAAUCGAGUCAUCAAUUGAGCUUCUACGGCACCCGAGAUGGCGGAGAGCUUUGGGUCCACUCCACUGGCCCGCGUCGAGCGACGAAGCUCAAUGCGUACGGCUAUCAAGAAAUCAAUCCAGGAGUUGGAGCCGUCUCCACACCCUCCAAAUCUCCACAGUGUCGACAAGACCCAGCAAGCCCAGACCACGGCGACUGGUCAACGUAAGCGAAAGAAAGUCUUCGAGGACUUGGAAGCCGAAGGGAUGGACAGCAUCCGGCGCAAGCAACGCCGCGCGGCCAAACGACCGAAGACCACGAAGACACCGCCUCGUCAGAAGGCGGGAUCAGCUCCGAGUGCCACGGCUUCUGGAGCCAACACCACAUCUGCACAGCGCGAAGUACCGCCGUUGGAAGGCAGCGACUCCGUAGUCCAGGAGCCAAUGCCGCAGGUUACGGAUCAGCAACGAACAGAGACUGGAGUGACAUCGUUUGUGGGCGGCAACGUGGGCGGUGAUACGCUAUCUCGAGAAGAAGUGGAACAGACUCUAUCCGGCGACGAGAGUAGCGUAUUGUCUGAGCACGACGACGCAGAGUUUGCCGGUAUGGACAACAUGCAUAGGCAGCAGACCACCGAGUGUCCAAAACACACCGUCGAUCGGAUCAAUCAGCCGUCUGCUGUAGUCACUUCCAUGUCUAUCCAAACCGCCGACCGGCUGGCAAACCGUACUUUGGCACCAUCAUCACCAAUUCUCGACUCAGAAGCGCCGAAGAACGAUCCUAAGACUACGCGCACUGAGCAGCGUAUACCGAGUCUUCCCGAUCCGGCGCUUUCGGUAUCACCAGGGCAUACUAUUGUCCACCCUCGUAGCGAGAAUCAACCCCGGGACACAGCAAUCUUCUCCGCGCUCACCGAUGAGACAGCUUUGCUAAUCACUUUAACCCACCAAACAAACUCGCAGCAGAACUAUUCGACUGGGGCAUGGACUACAACAUCCCAAACGCAGCCAAAGGCGCAAAAGGGCGGGAGUAAACCUAUCGCUCUCCAUCCCUAUUCUCCAGCGUCUUCAACAACACUUGGUAGACGCAAGCCUUCAGACCAGGUAUACGUAGCCUUAACAGAGACGGAAGCGGAGACGUCAGUCUCAGUCAAUUCGGCACUGCCAACUAUGCUUCAUGCGGAAGAGUUAGGCCUUGUUAUCAAGCUGAGCGUGCCACCAGAGGCUUUUCCCAGCUUGGCAGCCAAAAGCGCGAUCAUUAAAGACGUACACCACACAAGAUCUGCUGAUGGAGGUCGCGAUCUGAGCACUCGUCGUUCCACGCGCAAGAGCAUAGCACGUCCUCGCUUCGCUGCUGUAGACGAUGAGACAGACUGGGACUCGAUAGUCAAUGAUGUAGCUGAGACUUCCGGACUUGAUACCUACGGUGACAGUAACAUUCUGGUCGCCAGCAACGGCAAGGCAUGGGGGAGGGCGAAGCCAGGCCUUGCUGCGGUGAAAGACACUGAGGGCAGGCCGCUAAAGAGAUUGAAAACUAAAUCGAAGGCUUGCAAUGCCUGUGCAAAGGCAAAGCGUAGGUGUGUUCACACACAACUGGAAAUGGAGACUCUGGCUGUCCAGCCGAAGAUGGUGAAAACAAGCUCGCCCGCAUCAAAGAAGCCUAACACUGGCGCAAGAGCCAUCGCGAGAGGCUACUCAAAACCCGCUGCGACGAAGCCACCUCCGGAUGACGCUGCGACAACGCCAGCCACGGAGAAAGAAGCAAGUGCCAAGACAGCUGCAAAACCAGCUCGCAGUGACGGAGAUACAACUUCUCCACGCAAGCGAAAGCGAAAUUACCUCUCGGACACAACAGGUCUAGCCACACCUGCUCCGAAAGCGAAGAAAGCAAGAACGAUUGUUACGGCUCUCUUGACGCCUCCUAACUCGCCACCAGAACAGAACGAUGACCUCUUAGCGCAUGUGGAUACCAACGUACUGGCCCUGUCGAAAGCAAUGACUCGUCGACAGCCCCUUAGCCAGAAACCUGCACCUAUUGGAGACCCUCUUGUGUGGGCAGAUAGUCGGCAGGCUCUGUGCGAGACGGUACCCUACUUCAAGAAACCGCAAGGUGGCUGCCACCAAAACGACAAGCAUGCAUAUGCCUUUCUGUUCGACGGUGUCGGUCACUGCCGCGAGUACAUGGACCAAGAUGUCAUUAUCGCACGUGCUGGUGGCUCGAUGGAGGCAGAUAGUACUACUGGCUCCAUGCUGCAGGGCAAAGACCAAACGAUGGAUGAUAGCCAAGUCGAGGCUGUCAUGAACGACUUGGUGAUGCAGAACCCGAUUGUUAUUAUCUGCGGCAACAAACACGAAGGUGCACCCUGCUCAAUGCCUCACAGAUAUUGCGUGCUUGGAUGGUAUAAGCCGGUUAUGGUCUGGGCCGAGAAGACGGCCGGCAAGAGGCACAAGACGUACACGACUAUCAAGUAUCGAUUGGAGCGUCUGCAGAGCUGCAAUGCUUGGUACGCACCCGCGCAAACACCUCCACUCGAUCAUGCACCCGAUGUCCUUCCCGUCCGCCUUGAGGAAGCGCAGUGUCGCAGCUGUCACAAGAAGUACCCGCAGAUCUAUCUGGAGUCAUGGCUCUGCCUCAACCCAGAUUGUGCGGAUUUCUGGAAGCUUGAGCGUGGCCGUGGCGAAGAGGCGCCCUGUGGAAAGCUCGAAUACAACCCUGCCUUCUUGCUGCACAGAACUCAAUGGCAGAACGAGUCGGAACCGUACAGCGUAAGGGUGCCGCUGCCGGAAGUUGGCAAGGCGAUCGGUGACAACCUGACUAAGAUCAACACCCGUGGAGUCUGCUGCCCUGUGUGUGGAAGGUGCAACCCUCGCUACUUGUGGGCCGGUUGGCGGUGCGAUAACGAUAACCCAAACUGUAAUUGGGAAGGGCUGUGGCCGCAGCACGCACCUGUCAUGCCUGCGGCCUUGCACGUCCCUUGGGAGGUCACAGGACGUGGCCCCUCGCUUACUCGGAACAAGCAUGAGAGCGGCGUGCAUGUGGAGGUGCGAUACACACACUCUUACAAAGUUUACAAGUAUACCUUUGACGGCAUUGUGGGCAGCUUCAUUCACGCCGUCGCGAACGAUCGCACGAACGGAGAAGCCAAUGGCCCGGACAAGAUGCUUUGGGACAUCCAAGCGUGCGAGAUGGGCCUAGAGCGGCGUCGCUUUGCGGCGGAGAAGAACUCGGGCUCAAAAGCAGAGAAGACCGUUGCCGCCGCAUCUACUCCCUUUGGUCCGCCUACUCCGUCAAGCUUGUCUGCUCCGUGCCCGCCGCCUGCGAUCGAGGGUUUGCCCGCUUCAUCAGAAAUGCUCUCCUCAUCGGAACUGCUCCCCUCAACCCAAGUGCCCUUUCCGUUGGAAUUAUGUGCUUCACCAGACGUGCCUGCUUCAUCGGAAGUGCCGAUGGCCCUAGCACCAGCUACAGAGGACCACGUUGACGUCGAUGCGCCGACGGAUGCUACUCCCGGUGCGAUGAACGACGUCAACCAGGGGAAAGACCAUGGCGACUUCAUGACAGCCUUCUCCAUGAAUUUCGGCAUGCCGUACAAGUUCGUCGCAACUGGAGCUAGCAGAUCGUUUUCGGAUGCACCCUGGCCUGUGAAAGCGGCUCGCUCCCGUCUCAAUUGGGCUGCGAGGGAGCUUCUCAGUGGAGAAGCUGACUUCAAUGAAGAGCUUAUCUUCGCGUACAUGGAAGGGCAGAAGAUCGAGUAUCAUGAUGAAGGGGAAGAAGGUCUCGGACCUCGCAUCGCCACACUCUCCCUCGGCGGCAAAGCCAAGAUGCAUAUGCGCAUGAAGGCAAAGCACUUCUACGGCGUGUCCAAGACGGGUGUAUUGACCGCUGAGAAGCCGGUACUCGGAAGUGUUCAAUACGAAGCGCGUCUCAAGCACUGGGAAGAGCUUCAGCUGCUCGAUGACAAGCAAACAUAUCAGCGUCGUCUCAAGGAGGUGCCGAAGGAACUUGGUCUGAGCCACACGCGCAACGGGCAGCACAAAGAUCUUGUGACGGUCACGCUCAGCCACGGCGACAUCAUCCUCAUGGACGGUUACGACAUUCAAAAGUAUCUCGAACACAAAGUGGUUCCCGAAGGUUACCUCCGCUUUGCACUCACCUGCCGCAACGUGCUCACGCACCAUCUCAAGGAGCAUGAGCGCCCCAGCUACGUCGUCGAGCCGGAUGAUUAUGGUUAUGAUGGCCGAAACCUGCUGUGAGGCUCCGUCAGCAGUCGGCGGGAAGGCAGAUGGUGCAUAAUAUUUAAAGUGCCAGAAUGAUAAAAAGCAUCUGUACCAAGGGCCGGGAGCAUGUGAAUGAACAUUGGAGUAUGCAGCGAGCAGAUAGGAUUCGGGCAACUUGACACCUACACAGUACUCCGGCUCCAUUCUGGAGGCGAAGGACAUAUACCAGA
This is a messenger RNA of Baudoinia panamericana UAMH 10762, 4664 nucleotides long. RefSeq lists its product as uncharacterized. The transcript has a single exon. The coding region runs from base 280 to 4470 and encodes 1396 amino acids. Lineage: Eukaryota; Fungi; Ascomycota; Dothideomycetes; Mycosphaerellales; Teratosphaeriaceae. The record is from RefSeq and is a predicted model, not a curated record. Gene Ontology annotation, biological process: DNA repair.